AUGAUUUUUGCAGUGGCAGAGAGUAGUCGAGCUGCUGCUUCAAGACCAAGAGUUGAAGCUGCCUGGGAUUUUGUUGUGCCCACACAACUAUUGUCAAUUGACCUCUCAUUCACAGAACAAUAUACUGCAGAGAGCGACAGAUAUCUAACUGCCGCUUUUGAGGCUUUGCAAGUUUCUGAUGUUGAGAGAGUCUUGGAUUUGACUACCACCACUGUCACUGCCACUGCCACUGUUAUUUCCCACUGUUCCAGCUGUAAUGGAAUUGGUCACCAAUGGAUUAACUACCACUCACAACAUGGCCCGGCAUACUACCGCCUCUGCAAUGGUACCCGCCUUAUAUGCAAUGGCUCUGGCAGAUAUGUCAUCAAGGCUACCAUUGUAACUGGAUCAAGUGCUGGAAAGUUGGUGCUUAUCCCCAGAAUCAAGCUGAACCCAACUGGAUCGACCAUGUCCAUUGAGUUCAAACAAUGUCUAUUUCCAGUCCGCCUUGCCUUUGCUAUGACUAUCAACAAGUUCCAAGGCCAGAUCCUUGACAAAGUUGGUCUGUACCUUCCCGACCAUGUCUUUGGUCAUGGGCAGUUGUAUGUCACUCUCUCAGGUCCGAACUCCAAACUCAGUAAAAAUCAUGGUUGA
Messenger RNA from Phycomyces blakesleeanus NRRL 1555(-), 633 nucleotides. RefSeq lists its product as hypothetical. The record is from RefSeq and is a predicted model, not a curated record. The transcript has 4 exons. Lineage: Eukaryota; Fungi; Mucoromycota; Mucoromycetes; Mucorales; Phycomycetaceae. Bases 1 to 633 code for a protein of 210 amino acids.